AUGGCCAUCGCCCUUCUUUUAGUUGGAGUUCGUAUCAUCAACCUGUCUCGAGACUUCAGCAUGCUUUGGGGAUGGGAUGACCUUGUGGUCGCUGUUGCUACUCAAGGCAUCACUGUUGACGUCCUUCUAGCGCGAUCUUACGGCUAUGGCCGCGAUACAUGGCGACUACCAUUCGACCACACAAAGACUGUGGAAAUGUUGUUCUACAUCGGUGGAGUCCUCUAUGCAGUCGGUGUUGCUGCUACCAAGGUCGCUUUCUUGCUGUUCUACAUCAGGCUCUUCCCUUCCCCAGCACUUCGCCGCGUCGCUCUCCCACUACUUGCGAUCACAUUGAUACAUGGUCUCAUAUUCACUUUUCUGUUCAUCUUCCAGUGUAGCCCGGUAUCUUAUGCCUGGACACAGUGGGACGGAACAGGAAAAGGAAAAUGUCUCAACUUCGAUGUCGGCGCUGUUCUGCAUGCCAUAACAAAUAUCAUACUGGACUUCCUGAUCUUCGCCUUACCUAUCAGCCAACUUUGGAAGCUGAAUCUCUCUCAGAAGAAGAAAAUCCAAGUGUUAUUCAUGUUUGGCGUUGGGUUCUUUGUCACCCUUGUGAGCAUCCUGCGUCUUUGGAGUUUGAUCAGCUUGAACAACACCUGGAAUCCGACGUGGGACUUCGUGCCGCUCGGAUACUUCUCGGACUUGGAAUUCAAUGUUGGCAUUGCUUGCAUUUGCAUGCCGUCUGUCCGUGUCGUGUUGAGGCAUUACUUCCCAGGAUGUGGUCUGUCAACCACCAAUCGCGACCGAACAGCGUCUGAUCAUGACGUUCAAGCCCGACGAGUCAAUCUGACGGAUACAAGUAACGGCAGAAAACUGAAAUCAUUCGUCUCAUCGAGAGGUGCUGUAAGAGAUGAUUCGUCCGAUCAAGUCGAACUAUUCCAGUACAACCCUACUGUUGCCACGAGCGAAGUGAACGAUUCUCAUGACCAUGGAACUCGUUCUGGGGCAUCCAAACCACUACCCCAGCCCAAGAGAGCCCACAUUGCAGAUGCAGUCAAACACACAGCAUGGAGCAGUGAAGGAAAGUGA
Molecule: messenger RNA, 1068 nt
Organism: Exophiala spinifera
Lineage: Eukaryota; Fungi; Ascomycota; Eurotiomycetes; Chaetothyriales; Herpotrichiellaceae
Exons: 5
Coding region: 1-1068 (355 amino acids)
Source: RefSeq, a predicted model, not a curated record